GGCUCCUAAUUGGGUAGACUGAUGGUUUCACACGCUGUUAUCAUGCUUUUGGUUGUACCCGAAAAGAAACCUGUUUUCUUUGUACUCUUCAGUCUUCACCACAUUCCAGUUCCACGGUCUCUGAUCUGCUCAUCUCUUCUCUCUCGUCCUCUGUCUCACUCCCCAGCGCCUUUACUCAUUCACUGUCUUCACCCGAUACUCCGAAGCAAUCGCCAAAGAUUUUCGAACGACUUUAGAUCUCUGUCUCACUGAAGAAAUGCACGGACGCCCCCGUAAAGCCUUAAAGCCAGAAGAUGAAGUUGCUUCUGCUGCCAAAGCUCAAAAGCUUCAAGCUCUCCAAUCUCUCUUUCUUUCGAAUCACCAUAACCGCAAUUACAGUGAGGAAGCCCUAGAUGUGAAUGCGAAGCUUCUUGAGAUUAAUCCUGAGUCCUAUACGGCUUGGAAUUACAGAAAGCUCGCGGUCCAGCACAAACUCACUCAGUCCGACUUAGAUCUUGACUCGGUCAAAUCUGUUCUUGAUGAAGAACUCAGAGUGGUAGAGGGCGCAUUGAGGCAGAAUUUCAAGUCUUAUGGUGCUUGGCAUCAUAGGAAAUGGGUGCUCAGCAAGGGCCAUUCUUCAAUAGAUCAUGAAUUACGGCUUCUGGACCGAUUCCAGAAAGCAGAUGCCAGGAAUUUCCAUGCUUGGAAUUACAGGAGAUUUGUGGCAGCAUUUAUGAAGAGAUCAGAGGAGGAUGAAUUGAAUUAUACAACUGAUAUGAUAGAGCACAAUUUUAGUAAUUAUUCAGCGUGGCAUAAUCGCAGUUUACUUCUUUCUUCUUUGCUGGAAAAGAAGGUUCAAGGGUUCUUUCCGAAAGAGAAGGCUUUGAGUGAUGAAUAUGAGCUUGUGCAUCAAGCUAUUUUUACUGACCCAGAUGAUCAGAGUGCUUGGUUUUAUUAUCUCUGGCUUCUUGAUCAAACGAUGAAAAUAGAUUCUCCUUUACUUAUUUCUUCUUGGCCCACUCAUGGUUCUGAUGUCUCUCUAUCAAAAGAGUGGUGCCAUGCUAGCUUUUCGGUGUCUUCGUCUCAAAAUCUCCAUUCAGAUUCAGAAACAUUUCCACUUAUUCUUUAUUUUAGUGAAGUAGUUGAAGGAGUAAGCUCAACUACAGUAACUGUUGAAUCUUCAUUUUGCACAAGCAACGAUCUUGUCUGGAAACCGAUUUCCACAAAUAAUUCUAAUGCUUCCAAAGUUUGGAUUGCACAUUUGAAGUUCCCUAGCACAGAGCCCCAACAUUCAGAAACUUUUCAUAUGGAGAUUAGCCUCGGAAAUUCUCAAGGCAUUAUGUCUUCAGGUGGCUUUAGAUAUAAUCAUCAUACAAAGAUAGCCUUUAAAGUCUGUGUACAGUCUCUUAGCAAGGAGAAGAAUGAAGUGCAGGAUGAAGGGUUGAUUUCAUGGAAAGAUGAAAAUUUUCACAAUUUUGAAACACAAUCUCCAGAGCUUAGUCCAUUUGUUAAUUUGGGUAAACUUAAUAUUAAUGAGGAUCAUGAGCCUACUGCUUCUGACUGGCGUGCAGAGACUAUAACUAAUGAAAUAGCCCUCUUUAGGGAAUUAUUGUCAGAGAUAACCUGUAAAAUUGGAAAGCUUACACUAGCAAGGCUGCUGAAGGCUCAUGAUGCUCUUUUGUCUCAAUCUGCUAACAAGAGGGUCCAUUCAGAAGAAUCUCUUGCACUUUAUACUGAUUUGAUUGAGCUAGAUCCAUUCCACUCAUUGUAUUACAAGGAUGAAUAUAGCCUAGUGCUUCUUGAGCAGGUAACUUCCAGUUGGGAGUCUUUGCUGAGAUAUUGUUAUCACUAUAGAAGAGACUUGACUUUGUCACCACUUGGUAACUCUGUUUGUUUACGUUUAAAUAACUUAUCCUUAUCAAGGAUUGGCUCUAUUGAGAAAUUAUUGUGGGUUCAAGUACUGGAUCUCAGUCACAACCAACUUCAAUCAAUUGAAGGAUUGGAGGCCAUGCAGCUUCUCUCUUGCUUAAAUCUGAGUUACAACAACCUUCGUAGUUUUACCACGCUGGCACCUUUAAGACCGAUAAAGUCACUAAAAGUGUUGGAUGUUUCGUAUAACGAGAUAGGUUCACACUCGAUUGAUACAACAAGGUAUAUAUGUCCUUCUCCUCUGUCUCAUACUGAAGAAAAUAGUUGGAACUCUAACGAGAUCGUUGCUGGGAACGACAAUGUAAUGAAAUAUUGGGAUGCCGUUCUGAUACUUAAAGGAUUAAACCUGAAACAAUUAGAUAUCAAGGGUAAUGCCAUUGCUGAUGAACAGUUUAAGUCAAUUUUGGGCAAGUCUUUUCCAGCACUUAAGUGGCUAGAUGGUGAAGUACUGCACUGAGCUCAAAUUCUUUUGUUGUUGUUCAUUUUACAAAUUCUCUUGUUGAUUUCUUUUUUUUUUCUUUAGAAUUUGUUAGAAAAAAAUAUAUACCUUGUUUGGGGAACUAGUAUUCUUCAAAAUCAGAUAAUCUUUACCAUAACUUGUAGUU
Messenger RNA from Cannabis sativa, 2513 nucleotides. RefSeq names its product geranylgeranyl transferase type-2 subunit alpha 1. The coding region runs from base 257 to 2365 and encodes 702 amino acids. The record is from RefSeq and is a predicted model, not a curated record. Gene Ontology annotation, biological process: protein geranylgeranylation. Gene Ontology annotation, molecular function: Rab geranylgeranyltransferase activity; protein binding. The transcript is spliced from 8 exons. Lineage: Eukaryota; Viridiplantae; Streptophyta; Magnoliopsida; Rosales; Cannabaceae. Gene Ontology annotation, cellular component: Rab-protein geranylgeranyltransferase complex; cytoplasm.